Platichthys flesus (European flounder) is the source of this 3940-nucleotide messenger RNA. It is a transcript of the gene xkr7a, whose product is annotated as XK related 7a. Gene Ontology annotation, cellular component: plasma membrane. NCBI's taxonomy places the organism in Eukaryota, Metazoa, Chordata, Actinopteri, Pleuronectiformes, Pleuronectidae. Gene Ontology annotation, biological process: phosphatidylserine exposure on apoptotic cell surface; apoptotic process involved in development; engulfment of apoptotic cell. The transcript is spliced from 3 exons. The record is from RefSeq and is a predicted model, not a curated record. The coding region runs from base 62 to 1750 and encodes 562 amino acids.
CCCCCCUCCCCCUCUUCCAUCAUUUUCCCAUCUCUUUCUCACUCUCUUCCCUACAACAAACAUGGCCGCGAAAUCUGAUGGUGCACCCGUCUCCGAGCGCAACGAGAUCCCACCCGAGUGUCCCUCCAGGUCGGACCCGCGGCCGGCCCCGCGCCGCCUCGCCGAGCAGCGCUACUCGCUGCCGGACUGCUGCUGGGCGCUGUGCGCCCUUUUGGUCUUCUUCUCGGACGGGGCCUCAGACCUGUGGCUGGCGGCGGACUACUACCUAAGGAGGGACUACUGGUGCUUUGCUCUGACUCUGGUCUUUGUGAUAGUCCCGUCCGUGGUGGUGCAGAUUCUGAGCUUCCGAUGGUUCGCAUACGAUUUCUCGGAAACCGUCGACAGCGGCACGGCGGCGGCGGCCGUGGUGGCGGCGUCGGGCGCGGAGGAGCGGGACUUCAGCACCAAGGACAGCGGCGAGCGGGGCGCUGGCUGCACCGGGGCGGAGGCGCUGCCGGGGCCGGGAUCCACGGGAGGAGCCCGGGGCUGCUGCAGGGUCCUCGUGUGGAUCCUCCAGGCCAUCAUUCACACCUUUCAGCUGGCACAGGUCUGGAGGUAUGUCCACGCCUUGUAUUUGGGCGUGCAGAGCCGCUGGCACGGGGACCCGGAGCGUCGCCACUACUACUGGCGCAUGAUGUUUGAGAGCGCCGACAUCAGCAUGCUGCGCCUGCUGGAGUCCUUCCUGAAGAGCGCCCCUCAGCUGGUGCUGCAGCUCAGCAUCAUGAUCCAGGCCACUCAGGUGCUGCCGCUUCAGGGGCUUUCAGCUUCUGCCUCACUGAUGUCCCUCGCCUGGAUGAUCUCCUCCUAUCAGAAAGUCCUGAGAGACUCCCGAGACGAUAAGCUACCCAUGGCCUACAAGGCCGUCAUCGUUCAGAUUCUGUGGCACCUGUUCACCAUCGGGGCCCGUACUCUGGCCUUCGCCCUGUUCGCCUCCGUGUUCCAGCUCUACUUUGGCAUCUUCAUCGUGGCCCACUGGUGCAUCAUGACCUUCUGGAUCAUUCAAGGCGAGACAGACUUCUGUAUGUCCAAGUGGGAGGAGAUCAUCUACAACAUGAUGGUUGGCAUCGUGUAUGUUUUCUGCUGGUUCAGCGUGAGAGAGGGCCGCACCCGCUGCCGGAUGCUCAUCUACAGUCUGACUGUGUUCGUGGAGAACGUGGCGCUGACCACUGCCUGGUACCUGUACCGCGGGAAUCGUACCUCAGACUUCUACGCCGUCACCAUGGUGUGUGUGGUGGCCAGCAGCUACGCUCUGGGCACCUUCUUCAUGUUUGUGUAUUACUGUCUGCUGCACCCUGACGGCCCAGUCUCAGGAUGGGGCUACAUCGUAGAGAAGGAGGUGCCUGUGGAGUUGCUGGCCUCACCCGCCACCAGCCUCCCCCCUGACCUGGUGAGCAGCCCCCCCAGGACCCUCCAGAGAACUAAAGGCUCAGACAGGGAGCAGGGGCCUGGGGUGGACGGAGACGUCUUUCAGGUUCGACCGCCUCGAGGAGCUCAGGUGCCGGCGCAACACCUCACACCCAGAACAGAGGGGCCUGUCAUCCGGAUAGACCUUCCCAGGAAGAAGUACCCGGCCUGGGACGCUCACUUCAUCGACCGCCGGCUGCGUAAAACCAUCCUGGUGCUGGAAAGCGCUGCCCCAGUCACACCGAGGAUUCAGUACCGCUGUCUGGGCACACCCAAAGAAGUGAUGGAGUUCGAGACCACCGUGUGAUGUGCUGAAGGUGCUGUGACUCAGCUCGCUGCCAUGUGGACAUCCUGCCUUAACUAAAAGUGGCAGGGGCAUGACUCUCACGGAGCAGUCUGUUUCAGCUCCACGCCGACUUGAUCACUCUCUCUACUGUCGAGAAGUGGAGACAAAGAGAGGGACGGAGUGCGGUGGCUUUAUUUAUUACAAAGGCAGAACCCUGUGAUGAUGUUGUCUACUGAUGGUGCAUAUUUUAGUUUCUGUAUCAUUUCUCAGGUCAGGAAGUGGUACAGGAAGAGCUUGGCGGCAGAGCUCGCCGUCCGGUGAACGAAGAGAGGAGCCCGUGCGAGCGGUGAAGUGGAGCUGUGUGACGAUCAAUCAAAGGCAGCACGUCCUCGUCAGUGGAGGUGUUUCUGCUCCUCCUCUCCAGGCGGGGCGUCGACCACAGAGGCAAGCCUUCAACAUGCAUGACUACUUAUGGCAGCUAGAACCGAAAACAUCACCCAACACCAUGUAGAGCGGAGGCAUUUUGAGAUGUUUUAAACACAAACCUACAAUAAACACAACACAGGACCCGAUCGCCAUAAUCAUUAUUUCCCAUAGAUAUUCACUCAUGUUGAAGGAGUCUCUGAAAAAUGCUGCUUCAAAUCUGACGGGCAGUUCAAAGGCAACAUCUGAGUUGAAUGUAAAAACAGUUAAAAUGUGAUAUUUGUGACAAGGCUUCAAGCAUUUUCAUGCUGUUAGUGGGAUUUACAACAUUCCUGUGGUAAUAUAAUAGAUAUAUCACUUGUUUUUGAGGUAAGCUAGAACAAAAAAAAGAGGUUUGUGUGUGUUUACAAGUGAUCUGUUGUUUUUGGGACAUGCCGUCACUAUUAUCCUGACCAGAUGCACCUUCAUCCAGAAUGUGUAUGCACCAGAUACAAUAGCUACAAAAAGAUUUCCAUUACAUUCACAGGAUGUAUUCUACAGAGGGGACUCACCACAGUUGUAUUUUCAUACUACACACGUUCAUUUCCAUGUAAAUUAAAGUGUACAAUGAUGUGGACGUUACCGAGGGACAGCACCGUCUGUGGUUGUACUUUGUUAUCAGAAAAAAAUAUAUGUCAAAUUAGAAUUAGCCACAGACUCCAGACUCCGAACAGAAUAGCUCUGAUAUUAUUGAUAGAACAGGCAUGUGAUACUUUUGGUAAGACUUCAUUUUACAGGUUUGCUAUAUUCUCAUAUUUUCCUCAAAAGUUUCCAAGAAAGAAGAAAGUUAUCUGAUGUGUGCUUUAGAGAAAUCAGAGCAGUUGUUGAUUCCAGAUUUCUGAUAUUUCAAUAACUGCUUCGUAUAAACACCAGAUACGUUUUUAUUGAUUAUUGGAAACUUUGUUCUUUGCAAUUCUCUGCAUGGUCAGCUGAAAAAAAAGAGUUGAAGUUGCAGUAACUUAUUAAAUUGAAAUUAGACAUGAAAAAAUCAGUAAAAUAAUUGAUUAGCUUAUUGACAGAAAUAUUAUCUGCAACUAUUUUGAUCAUCGCUUAAUCAUUUCAGUCAUUUUUCAAACAAAAACAUUGAAACAACUUCUAAAUACCUGCAGACGUCAGACACUCAAAAGAGACGUUUUGCUGCGUUUCUUUCUUAUAUUUUAUAAACAGAAUAUUUGAGCAUUUGGGGAAUUGAUGUGGUAAUUUGCCUGUUUAAUAAUGUCUGCGCUCAUCUAUAAAUACAAUUACAUAAAAAAAGUUCUUUCCAAGAAGCUUUUAAGAAAAUAACAAGGAAUUUAUGGACCCGUAACAAGUUCUUAAUUUCAUCAGGGUUGCUCUUUUAUAGAAUAGUCACAAGUGAAACGUUUCUGAACUGCGUUUGUGUGUGUGCGUGUGUCUGUGUGUGUUUGUGUGUAUGUGUGUGUAAGCUCACAUACCAGCAUGUGUAUGAGUGUAUGUGGAUGAGGGGGAGGGGCUUUUUGAAUUUAAUUUGAAAUAGUGUCGCUGAGACGCGACAGUUUUGUUGUAAACACUGUCGGCUCCUCUUCCCCCCCAGAUGACACAGAAAUAAAGUACCGGCCCACAGAGCACCUUUACCACACCUGUGUCAGGACCAAAGCCUCAGAGGCUUCACAUUGAUGGUGCUAACGGUUCUGAGGCCAUCAAGUAACAACCACAUUACAGAUGAGCUUGUCGUGGCAGGAGCUGAGCUGAGGCUGUACCUCAAACAUAAAGCUAGAAUCAAAAAGCCUU